GUUGGCUCUGAGCUCGGUGUCUCUGUUUGCCAGCCGGUGGCUCACUUUGUUCGCUCCGAGACUCAAAGUGCGCAAAGAGGAGGAACAUGUGCGACGUGCAGCUGCUGCGGGUGUCGGUACAUGAGCGGAUCAGCGCUGCCGCUGAAGACUUUCUGCUGCAGCUGGAGAAAGGAGGAGAAACGGCUCAAGUCCCGGCGCUGAGAGCGAUGCUCACCGAGCGGCUAACGGAGGCGGCGGAGGAGAUCGACGCAGGGAUUGAGGAAACCGUGGCGGUGUACGAAGACAGAAUGGAGCGGUCAGAGCGGGAGAUCUGCCGCCAGAGGAGGCUGCUCGAUGCCGUGAUGAAGCCCGAACUCCGGCUGCACAGAGUUGUGUGUCUUGCAGACAUACAGCAGCUCAUGGUGAAUAAAGAAGAGGUUCCCCCUGAGCAGCAGCAGUGGAGCCCCCUUGUGGACCAGGAGGACCCAGAGCCCCCCAACAUUAAAGAGGAACAGGAGGAACCGUGGACCAAUCAGGAGGGAGAGCAGCUUCAACAACUUGAGCAGGCUGAUAUCAAGUUCACAUUGGCUGCUGUCUCUGUGAAGAGUGAAGAAGAUGAAGAGAAUCCUCAGUUGUCACAGCUUCAUCGGAAUCAGACUGAGGAGAACACACCGGACUGUGGAGAACAAGAACCAGCCAGGAACUCAGGUCCUGAUGGACAUUUACAACAAGGUACUGAGGACAAGACUGUAGACAGUGAAGAUGAUUGGAUGCAGACCAGGGAACAUCAGUCUGGUUUAAAUACAAAAAAUAACAAACAGUCUCUAAGUGAUAUGAAAUAUAAAACUGGUAAGAAAGCAUUUAGUUGCUCUGAGUGUGGUAAAACAUUUAGCCAAAAGGGCAGUCUAACUAAACAUAUGAGGAUUCAUACAGGAGAGAAACCAUUUAGUUGCUCCGAGUGUGGUAAAACAUUUAGACAAAAGGGCAGUCUAACUUUACAUAUGAGUAUUCAUACAGGAGAGAAAGCAUUUAGUUGCUCUGAGUGUGGUAAAAGAUUUCGCCAAAAGGGCGGUCUAACUGAACAUAUGAGUAUUCAUACAGGAGAGAAACCAUUUAGUUGCUCUGAGUGUGGUAAAAGAUUUAGCCGAAAGUGCAGUCUAACUGAACAUAUGAGGAUUCAUACUGGAGAGAAAGCAUUUAGUUGCUCCGAGUGUGGUAAAAGAUUUCGCCUCAAGGGCCAUCUAACUGAACAUAUGAGGAUUCAUACAGGAGAGAAACCGUUUAGUUGCUCCGAGUGUGGUAAAAGAUUUAGCCAAAAGGGCAGUCUAACUGUACAUAUGAGGAUUCAUACAGGAGAGAAACCAUUUAGUUGCUCCUAGUGUGGUAAAAUAUUUAGACUAAUGGGUAAUCUAACUGCAUAUGAGUUGUCAUACAGGGGAGAAAGAAUUGACUUGCUCUGUGUGGUUAAAGAUUUAAGUUGCAUCGUUUGCAACAAAAGAUUUAUUAGGAUUUGUCAGCAACUAUUCAUAUUAUACAUAUAAAUAGUUCACUGUUGUAAAUAGAGAAUUUAGAAUCCCCCUUUCACCUGUUUUUAUCAGAGUUAAACAAUUUUUAUGUCCCUAGAAAAUAUAACUCAUUGACUAACAUGAAAGAUUUGUGUUGAUAUUCCCUGUUUCUACUGAUUUGAUUUAUGCAUCAUAUAAUAUAUAAAUAUAUAUAUAUACUAAUUGUAUAUUAUGUCCUCCAUGUCUUUAUGGUUAAAAUGUUUUCCUUGCACAGUAUGUAUAUGUAUGUUCUUAACCAGUUCAUAUGAUUAAAUAUGUUUGUUUUAAA
Messenger RNA from Hippoglossus stenolepis (Pacific halibut), 1812 nucleotides. RefSeq names its product gastrula zinc finger protein XlCGF57.1-like. Gene Ontology annotation, molecular function: RNA polymerase II cis-regulatory region sequence-specific DNA binding; DNA-binding transcription factor activity. The record is from RefSeq and is a predicted model, not a curated record. Gene Ontology annotation, biological process: regulation of transcription by RNA polymerase II. The transcript is spliced from 2 exons. NCBI's taxonomy places the organism in Eukaryota, Metazoa, Chordata, Actinopteri, Pleuronectiformes, Pleuronectidae. The coding region runs from base 87 to 1358 and encodes 423 amino acids.